This is a messenger RNA of Rhodotorula toruloides NP11, 3687 nucleotides long. RefSeq names its product serine-type endopeptidase. The coding region runs from base 1 to 3687 and encodes 1228 amino acids. The record is from RefSeq and is a predicted model, not a curated record. Gene Ontology annotation, molecular function: ATP binding; serine-type endopeptidase activity; single-stranded DNA binding. Lineage: Eukaryota; Fungi; Basidiomycota; Microbotryomycetes; Sporidiobolales; Sporidiobolaceae. Gene Ontology annotation, biological process: mitochondrion organization; chaperone-mediated protein complex assembly; protein catabolic process. Gene Ontology annotation, cellular component: mitochondrial matrix. The transcript is spliced from 7 exons.
AUGCUCCCAGCAUCGAUGCGGGCGCGCACCUCGCUCGCCUCGUCGCGCGCGAGCCGGACAGCCUUCGCUCGUCCUCCAUCAUCGUCUCUCCGCACGACCAGCACAACUCCCCGCCUGAACGCCCGCUCGCCCCUCGCAUCGACGUCGCGAGUGACGCUCGACGUGCCGACAUCGUCGCGCUCCCUCUCGACCUCGGCCAGGCUCGAUCUCGCCUCUCCUCUCCGACCAUCGCCGCCACUCUCCUUCCCCCGCGCUCCCCGGCUCAGCCUUCGAGAACAGCAGAACGGCGAAAACGACGAGUUUGACGGCGACGAGGGUCGCGAAGGCGGAGAGGGCGAGGGCGAGGAGAAAGUCCCGGUGCGGAGACCGGGCGUUCCGCAGACGGAGCAGCCGCGGAGCGGCUUGCGCAACCCUGGCUCUGCUGGCACGUCAGCGGGCACGCGGGGAUCUAGUGGUGCGGCCGAAGGCGGAGCGGCGGGCGGUCGGUCGAGCGACGGCGAGGGCAACUCGUCUGUCGUCAAGAGCUCCGUCCCGAACGUCUAUCCUCAGGUUAUGGCGCUUCCAAUCACUCGCCGACCACUCUUCCCUGGCUUCUACAAGGCUGUCGUCGUCCGCGAUCCCGAAGUCAUCAAGGCCAUCAAGGAGUCGAUCAGCCGCGGUCAGCCGUACCUCGGCGCUUUCCUCCUCAAAGACGAGAACGCCGACAGUGACGUCAUCACCGACCCGAAUUCUGUCCACCCCGUCGGAGUCUUCUGCCAAAUCACCUCGACCUUCCCCGCCAACCCUACCCGUCCUCCCAACCCCAACUCCGACGAUAAGCCCGAAGAACCGGGUCUCACCGCCGUCCUCUUCCCUCAUCGCCGCAUCCGGAUCGACGAGCUCCUCCCCGUCGGCACGCCCAACAAGGGUCGCAAGUCGACUGAGACUGAGAUGCAUCACCCUGAGCCGCACAGUGUCGUCGACGAGCACCGACCGCACAUUGAUGGCCCGCAACGACCGGAGGAGCCAGCGUUUGUCGGCGAUGCGCAAUUGACGCCGGAGAGCGCGUCCGAGUCGAAGCAGGAGCCGGGGCCAGAGCAGUCGCCGGCGCCUAUCGACCAGGAUGCGAGCACCGAGGCGAAGAGACCGGACGAGCCUGAGUUCGUCGAGGGCAAGGAGCGCGCGGAUGUUGUUGUCGACGACGAGGGUCGUGUUGUGCGCGAGGGCAAGGGUGAGGGUGAAGCGGAGGGCGAAGGCGAGGCGAAGGAGGCGGCCGAGACGAGCGAUCACCAGUCCUUCCAGACGGCGUACCUUCACAACUACGGCGUCUCGAUCGCCAACGUCUCGAACCUCGAGAUGGAACCGUACGAUGCCAAGUCGCAGGUCGUUCGCGCCAUCUCGGGCGAGAUCGUCUCCGUCUUCAAGGAGAUUGCCUCGCUCAACCCGCUCUUCCGCGACCAAAUCGCCAACUUCUCGAUGUCAUUGACGGCGGGCAACAUCUUCGAAGAGCCGGAGAAGCUCGCCGACUUUGCGGCGGCGGUCUCGGCGGGCGAGGUCAACGAGCUCCAGGAUGUCCUCGAGUCGAUGGUACUCGAGGACCGGCUGCAGAAGGGUCUCCUCGUCAUCAAGAAGGAGCUCAUGAACGCCCAGCUCCAGAACAAGAUUUCGAAGGACGUCGAGAGCAAGAUCGCCAAGCGGCAGCGCGAAUACAUCCUCCAGGAGCAGCUCAAGGGGAUCAAGAAGGAGCUCGGGUUGGAAAGCGACGGCAAGGACAAGCUCGUCGAGAAGUUCAAGGAGAAGGCCAAAUCGCUCCUCAUGCCCGAGGCGGUUCAGAAGGUCUUCGACGAGGAGCUCAACAAGCUUGGCACCCUCGAGCCGGCGGCGAGCGAGUUCAACGUCACGCGCAACUAUCUCGACUGGCUCACGUCGAUUCCUUGGGGCCACCACACGAAGGAGAACUUUGAUCUGACCCACGCCGUCAAGGUGCUCGACGAGGACCACUACGGGUUGAAGGACGUCAAAGACCGCAUCCUCGAGUUCCUCGCCGUCGGCAAGCUGCGCGGCACCGUCGAGGGCAAGAUCCUCUGCUUCGUCGGCCCGCCUGGAGUCGGCAAGACCUCGAUCGGCAAGUCUAUCGCCCGCGCGCUCGACCGCCAGUUCUUCCGUUUCUCGGUUGGUGGUCUUUCCGAUGUCGCCGAGAUCAAGGGUCACCGCCGGACGUACGUUGGUGCGAUGCCGGGCAAGAUCAUUCAGGCGCUCAAGAAGGUGCAGACGGAGAACCCGCUCGUGCUCAUCGACGAGGUUGACAAGAUUGGACGGGGCCACAACGGCGACCCUUCGAGCGCCCUCCUCGAGAUGCUCGACCCCGAGCAAAACGCGCAGUUCCUUGACCACUACCUCGACGUCCCUGUCGACCUCUCCCGCGUCCUCUUCGUCUGCACCGCCAACACGCUUGACACAAUCCCCGCUCCUCUGCUCGACCGCAUGGAGGUCCUCGAGGUCUCGGGCUACAUUACGGAGGAGAAGGCUGCGAUCGCAAGCAAAUACCUCGCCCCCGCCGCCAAGGAGGGCGCCGGCUUGAAGAAUGCCGAUGUCGAGCUGCAAGACGACGCUGUCGCCGCUCUCAUCCGGUACUACUGUCGCGAGUCGGGCGUGCGACGACUGAAGCAGCAGAUCGAGAAGGUCUUCCGCAAGGCCGCUCUCAAGAUCGUGCAGGACAUCGGCGAACCCGCAUUGCCCGAAUCGGCCGCCAAGACUGUUCAGCCCGAAGCUGCCGCGACGAAGGAGGCGGAUGUCCAGUCGGAAGAGCCUGCGUCGACCGACUCGACUCCCUCCGCCCCUGCCGACAAGUCCGUCGAGAAGCAGGACGGCGACGCGACUCCCGCGUCGACUGCCUCGCCCUCAUCCGCUGCGACGCCCGACUCGUCUGUCACUGCUGAGGAGCGGAAGACCACGACGAGCGUCCGCCAGCCUCUCGAAGUCCCGUCCGACGUCCACGUCCGCAUCUCGGCAGAGAACCUCCUGGAUUACGUUGGCCCGCCUCUGUACCAGAAGGACCGACUGUACACGAAGAUCUCGCCUGUCGGUGUCAGCACCGGUUUGGGUUACCUCGGAAACGGGUCGGGUGCAGUCAUGCCCAUCGAGGUCACGUCCAUGCCUGGCCAGGGCAUCCAGCUCACCGGAAAGCUUGGCGAGGUCAUCAAGGAGUCGGCGCAGAUCGCUCUCGCCUUCCUUCGAGCACACGCGUACGACCUUGGCUUGACCUCCGACCCCGACAAGGACCUCCUUGAGAAGCGCGCCAUUCACCUGCACAUGCCUGAAGGCGCGAUCGGCAAGGAGGGACCGUCCGCCGGUAUCGCCAUCCUCACCGCCUUUGUCUCACUCUUCUCAAAGCGUGGCGUCUCCUCCGAGCUCGCCAUGACUGGUGAGGUUACGCUGGCAGGACAGGUGCUUCCGGUCGGCGGUCUGAAGGAGAAGACGCUUGCCGCUCAUCGCGCGGGCAUCCGCAAGCUCAUCCUGCCCCUGGGCUGCAAGGCGGACAUUGAGCACAACGUCCCCGAUUCCGUAAAGGAAGGCAUCGACAUCGUCUACGCCGAGAACGUCGCCGAAGUCCUGCGCGAAGCUUUCGCCGGCUCGCCCAUCGCCGACAAGAUCAACUCUGGCGCGUUGAACGACAUCCUCAUCCCACGGGAGGAGGCGAAGCGAUGA